Cornus florida is the source of this 1897-nucleotide messenger RNA. RefSeq lists its product as uncharacterized. The transcript is spliced from 5 exons. The record is from RefSeq and is a predicted model, not a curated record. Bases 274 to 1695 code for a protein of 473 amino acids. NCBI's taxonomy places the organism in Eukaryota, Viridiplantae, Streptophyta, Magnoliopsida, Cornales, Cornaceae.
UCAUUAUUAUUUUUUGGAAAUUUCCUUGUAUAUAUAGUCUUCUUUUUAAAUUCCAUUCAAUUCAUAUAUCGCCAUUGGUGAUUUCAUUUUUCCCAUUAAAAAUUAUCUCACCCAUUUAUCGUUUUCGACUGAGUCAAAUUUCCGGCACUUUAUAUACCAUCUGUUUGUAGUUAUAUCGUAACACAGUCACUUGGUUUCUGACCCUUUUAUUUUGGAUUUGCAAGGACUUCCGAACUACUCUGAAUCAUCACACUCUUGGGUUUCAUCUAUUUCAUGGGAUUUUUGACAUCCACAGAAAUUAUGGCACAUUGUUCUGGAGGUUGGUUGCUUUCCUUACUAAUUCUCCUAUUGGGCUUAAGUGUUCAAACUUCACAAUCUCGUAUAACUAUUGAAAAUGGGGUAAAAUCUUCUGUCUUUCUAUCUCCGAAGUUUGUAAUGGAACCAGGAUCAGUGGUAAACAAGUACUACCAUGACAUUGACUUUCCAAGAGGUCAUAUUGCCAUCAAGAGUUUCAAUGCUGAAGUAGUUGAUGAGGCAGGAAAUCCCAUUCCCCUUCACGAAACUUAUCUCCACCAUUGGGUUGUUAUGGGAUACCAUCAGCGUAAAAGUGUAGAAAUUCCAAAGUACAAUGACAGUCUGGGGUUCAAGUCGUUCAAUCAAUCUGACAUAAUUUUAGUGAAAAACACUGGUGUAUGUGAUCAGGGCCUUGGCCAGUAUUUUGGCCUUGGAUCUGAAACACGAAGAACAGACACACAUGUGCCAGAUCCCUAUGGAAUAGAAGCUGGUAAUCCGGCCGAAAUUCCUGAUGGAUAUGAGGAGAAAUGGUUGAUGAAUGUCCAUGCAAUUGAUACGCGGGGUGUGGAAGAUAGGUUGGGAUGCACCGAAUGUAGGUGUGAUCUUUAUAAUGUUACAGAGGAUGAAAAUGGUAGACCUUUGAAGCCAGGUUAUAUAGGAGGCUUGAGAUGUUGCUAUGAUCAGACACAAUGCAGGGUGAGAGAAGGCUUUGAGAGUCCCAAGAGAGGUCUAUACAUGAGAUAUACAGUGAAGUGGGUUGACUGGAAUAAUUUCAUCGUGCCUGUUAAAAUAUAUAUAUUUGAUGUAACUGAGAUAUGGAAGAAGCUAGAUGACGGAGUUAUAAUUCAUCAAUGCCAGGUGGAAUAUGAAGUUGAUGCUUGCACUGCCACUGAUGAGGCUAAUGAUGGUUGCAUUGACACCAAAAGGGUAAGCCUUUCUAUGCCAACUGGUGGUAAUGUCAUCUACAGUGUUGCACACCAGCAUACAGGGGGAAUUGGUUCGACUCUUUAUGGGGAGGAUGGACGGGUAAUAUGCCAUUCAAUACCGACUUAUGGAGAAGGAAAGGAAGCAGGAAAUGAGGCUGGUUAUAUUGUAGGAAUGUCCACUUGUUAUCCUCAACCCGGCUCUGUCAAGAUAUCUGACGGGGAGACUCUAGUUCUGGAAUCAAAUUAUAGCAGUGCCAAAAGGCAUACAGGAGUUAUGGGGCUCUUCUACAUUUUGGUUGCAGACACAGUACCACAGCCCAAAUCUUUCCUGCCUGCUCCGGUUGAAGAGCAUGAAAAGAUGACAUUACCUCGUUCUGUUUGGGGUAUAGCAUUUUUUGGAAUGGCAAUAGCUGUAGCUGCUGUUGUUGCUUUUCGAAGAAAGAGUGAACGAGAGGAGGGCUACCAAUCAAUUUGAUGUGGGCUGGUAGUAACAUGUUUAAUUUUGUAAUGUAUGUAUGAACUUUUUUGCUAUCCACAGUCAGAACUUACAUAACUCUGUAGUAAUAAAUUAAACCUUUUAUUACCUCCAUAAGUAGUUCAUUUUCUUCUCUAAAUUUGUAUAAUCGAAUCAAACACAUUACUUUGAACUAUGCUAGUGUUGGUUGAGUUGUUUUGCA